CUUCGACCUGCCAGUAAGGCUGCAUUUGAUUUCUUCUCUCUCUCUCUCGUUGGUCGAAGUUCGUACAAGUUUUCUCAAGCAACACUAACCGAAUACCACUAACAACACUAGCGAUGUACAAGCGACGACGGAUGACUUUGAUGGCCUCUACAUAACCUGAGGUUGAAUGAAUCAACUCCUAGAAGUAUCCAGAAAUAAAUGCACAACUAUUUUCUACUGCUCUGUCAUCUUUCCUUGAGAUAUGAAGAUCUCCCUGGUUAUACUCUUCUCCGUUCUCUGUACAGGACAUCGAUACGCUAAUGCCGUAGAAGAUCGCUGCUUGACUUCGACGGAUACUACCGGAACCUGCCGACCAACCAACGACUGCGAUCAGCUAUCGAGAGUUCUCAAUAAGCUUCCGCUUCCCGAAUUCCUUCGUUUGUACGGAGGCUGUGGCAAGGGCCAAAAUGGGAAUGUUAGGGUAUGCUGCCCCGCCGACGCCGUCAGAGUAGGAUUAUCCUGUGACCCUCCGGCGGAGUUCCUGGAGGGAUUGGGCUGCGUCAGGCCCGUUGCGGAUGAGUUGACCUGGCCCGAGGCGAGGGAGAACUGCAGGAAUCUCGACGGCUACAUCAUCACAGGACUUCAGACAGAGAUGCACCUUCGUCAGCUUAGGACCCAUUUCAUGAGAGUGUUCUAUCUCUCGGACAGGCCACAUGUUUGGGUAGGGGUGCAGGGAGGCGAGUACAUCGGCGGUAAGGGGGCGAAGCCCCUGGGUACUUUUGGUUCCCUGGCCACCCGAAAGAGGGCGCUUCCGAAUGCGCCUACGUCGACCUGCAGGACGAAACGCCCUCGUUAGGGGAGGCUUCGUGCUCGGGAAGGAAGCUCCCUCGUUUUGUUUCUUGCCUGUGUAUUAAGUGAUAUAUAGAUAUAUAUA
This is a messenger RNA of Macrobrachium nipponense, 913 nucleotides long. RefSeq lists its product as uncharacterized. The record is from RefSeq and is a predicted model, not a curated record. NCBI's taxonomy places the organism in Eukaryota, Metazoa, Arthropoda, Malacostraca, Decapoda, Palaemonidae. The transcript has 7 exons. Bases 242 to 835 code for a protein of 197 amino acids.